Messenger RNA from Hirundo rustica (Barn swallow), 800 nucleotides. RefSeq names its product troponin C2, fast skeletal type (gene TNNC2). Lineage: Eukaryota; Metazoa; Chordata; Aves; Passeriformes; Hirundinidae. The coding region runs from base 104 to 586 and encodes 160 amino acids. Gene Ontology annotation, cellular component: myosin II complex. Gene Ontology annotation, molecular function: calcium ion binding. The transcript has 6 exons. The record is from RefSeq and is a predicted model, not a curated record.
GACACUACAAAUUGGGGUGCCAGGGGCAUCACGAAGCUUCUGGGAGUUCCUGCUGCAGGAGCUGGUGAUUCUCUGGGGGUGGGAAGCACCAUAAAUUCCCAAGAUGACGGACCAGCAGGCAGAAGCCCGUGCCUUCCUCAGUGAGGAGAUGAUUGCGGAGUUCAAAGCCGCCUUCGACAUGUUUGAUGCUGAUGGCGGUGGAGAUAUCAGCACCAAGGAGCUGGGGACGGUGAUGAGAAUGCUGGGCCAGAACCCCACCAAAGAGGAGUUGGAUGCCAUCAUUGAGGAGGUGGAUGAGGAUGGCAGCGGCACCAUCGACUUCGAGGAGUUCUUGGUCAUGAUGGUGCGCCAGAUGAAAGAGGAUGCCAAAGGCAAGUCUGAGGAGGAGCUGGCCAACUGCUUCCGCAUCUUUGACAGGAAUGCAGAUGGGUUCAUUGACAUUGAGGAGCUGGGUGAGAUCCUGAGAGCCACCGGGGAGCCUGUCACUGAUGAGGACAUAGAGGACAUGAUGAAGGACUCAGACAAGAACAAUGACGGGCGCAUCGACUUUGAUGAGUUCCUGAAGAUGAUGGAGGGUGUGCAGUAAGGGACCAGACAUUCCUCGGGCCAGCUGCUGCACCCAGCCCUGCUCCCCUGCUGUCCAGGGAGCAGCAGCUCCACAGCAUCUGGCCCUCAGCACUGGCUGGGACCUUUCUCUGUGCCAGGGUCCCGGUCUCAUCUCACCACCGGCGGCUGAGCUUUUCCUUCCAUCUGUCACCUGUGGCUUUGAUUCAAGCCUCAAUUAAAGAGGAAAGGCUUGA